CCGCUUAAAGAGGGAAGAAAUGGUGACAACUUGUGCCGAACAUUCGAUCAUAAAGGAAUGUAAAUUUGUUAGCCCAUCUUAAUCACUCCGUAAUCCAUUAUUCACUCUCAAAUCAUUUAGAAUGUUUUAGUGGCAUCAUGCUUGUUUUUCUAUAGAAGUGAAUCACUUCUCUUUUUUCUGCUUUGUUAUGUUGCAAGUUAAAAUGUUCCUAUUAUGAAUCUAGUUAUUUGACCUACCUAGUUUCAGAUUAACGCUUAGUUGUGUUGUAUUAUGUGCAACUGUUACUAUUUGUUGAUGAACCAUUUGUUCAUUUAUUGAACCCCCAAAGUUUCAUUCUUUACGAGAACUGCUUUGCUCCUUUCAUGGUCUACAUGACUGUCAAAUUGUUUGCUGCUACUUGUCUGUUGGAUGUGGACAGAGCCAGAAGAUGAAGAUAUUCGAAGAACAUUAACAGCUGACAACGUGCAUGUCGACAUUAAACCUAAGGAUGGUAAACCAAAACCUAAUCCUGCAAAGCUUGUAGCUAACAACAGCAUAGGAGAAAUUUCAGAGGCACAGCAAACAAUUCAGACAUUGGAUAAAACAAUUUCAGAUUUGGAGAACAAGCUAGCGACUGUUAGGGCAGAACGAGAGUCUAUGUUGAAUGGCUUACCCUUACUAGAAGGCUCAAAUGGUGCUAAUGCAAAGAAAAAAUACUUCAUGGUUAUAGGAAUAAAUACAGCUUUUAGUAGCCGGAAGCGAAGAGAUUCUGUUCGUGAAACUUGGAUGCCACAAGGUGAGAAACUCAAAAAUUUGGAAGAAGAAAAGGGGAUAGUCAUACGUUUCGUUAUUGGUCAUAGUCUAUCAGGAGGUGGUCUUCUUGACAGAGUCAUUGAUGCAGAGGAGAAAUUGCAUGGCGACUUCUUAAGGCUGGACCAUGCUGAGGGUUACCUGGAAUUGUCAGCCAAGACGAAAACUUAUUUUUCUACAGCUGUUUCCUUGUGGGAUGCAGAAUUUUACGUCAAAGUUGAUGAUGAUGUUCAUGUAAAUUUAGCCACACUUGGAAUGACAUUGGCUGGACAUCGCAACAAGGCCCGAGUUUAUGUUGGUUGCAUGAAGUCUGGCCCUGUCCUUUCUCGCAAGGGAGUGAAAUACCAUGAACCGGAGUUCUGGAAAUUUGGUGAGAUGGGCAACAGGUACUUCCGCCAUGCUACUGGACAAAUAUACGCUAUCUCCAAGGAUUUGGCCACUUACGUAUUGGUAAACCAGAACCUGCUGCACAAAUAUGCCAAUGAAGAUGUUUCACUAGGAUCUUGGUUUAUCGGUUUAAAUGUGGAGCACAUUGAUGACAGGCAAAUGUGUUGUGGUACACCACCUGAUUGCGAGUGGAAAGCUAACACCGGCAAUGUCUGCAUUGCAUCGUUUGACUGGAAAUGUAGUGGGAUUUGCCGGUCUGUCGAGAGAAUUAUUGAUGUUCACGAAAGAUGUGGUGAGAACAAGGAUGCUUUAUGGAGUGCAAGUUUCUAGGAUGCUCUUUAUGUACUUUCUAAACUCGGAAAGAGUUAACAUUCGGCAUAUAGAUCACGAAAGAACACUGAGUUUUUUGGGCGUAUAGGGAAUCAUAAUAUAUAUACGAUGAUAAUACAGAAUUAUGGUGCAAGAGAAGUUAGAAAGGAGGUCUUUUGCUUUGGAAAA
Molecule: messenger RNA, 1674 nt
Organism: Carica papaya (papaya)
Lineage: Eukaryota; Viridiplantae; Streptophyta; Magnoliopsida; Brassicales; Caricaceae
Product: Galactosyltransferase family protein
Cellular component (GO): Golgi membrane
Molecular function (GO): galactosyltransferase activity
Source: RefSeq, a predicted model, not a curated record